AGGGUCUGUAAUGUGUCUGCAUGCCCCGACUCCACACCCAUCCACAUGUACACAAGCCUCCGACGCUCAUGUGGUGACGGCCCAACCCCAAAUAACUUCCAUUCUGGUCCGUGAGCGCCCCUCCUCACAGCACAAGGAGGGACACCGAGGAAGGAGAAAGUGUGUGAGGAAGAGUACGAGACGAGCAGAAAGUAAGAGGAUGAGAGCUGAACGUCAUGAAGGGAUUCUAAGUCUGGACCACUUCAGCUGAGGCAUCGGCCCGGACCAGGUUCUGAUGUGACGCUGUGGCAGCUAUUUGCCUCAAUACUCACCAGAAUCUACAAAUUCAUCUCAAUUUCAACUCCUCUUUUGUGGUUUUCUGGAUGUACAAUACUGAGUGUACAUGAUCAGAGUGACCUCUCAGCUGAAGGGUGAGUGUGUGACCAACUUGAGCUCUGACAGAAGAUCUCAGAAAUGUGUCUCCCCUGCAUUGAUUCAUCACCUCAGAAAUAAGACUGUCAGAAAGUCCCCACCGACAAGGGUGACACUCUAAAACCACCUGGGCCUCUGGAUAUCCUGCCACGUGUUUGGACGCUGGAUUAUUUGAGCAGAAGAGCAGAGACAAGUUCUGGCUUUGGAGGCACCAGAGAUUUCCAGGGACUUCACAGUGUAGUAUUUCAUCUGAAGGGAUGCAAAGCAAAACUGAAAGUGGAUGAAGAGAGCACAGACAGAGAGGUAAAAACACUCUGAUUUAAAGUGGAAUCUGAACUUUGAAGCUAUGAAGGUAAAUUAUUUUAACAACUUUUUGCUUUCUUUCUGAUAGAUGUCAUCGAGACGCUGGAAAACAUCACAUGAUUUCAUCUAAAACUCAAAACCCAGAAGUCUUAAGACAUUGAACGCCACAUCACCUUUCUCUUUGAGGCCCUGAAGGUUGGAUUUUGAAGAUUUUACUGCAGUAUAUUUAUCUCCUCACCAUCAUGGAUCCUCAGGGUGGUCCGUACCUCAACAAGAAGGCCCUCCUCUCACCUCUGGGUGCUGCCCGCCUUUGUCAGCUGGCCAUGGGAUGUGCCGUGGUCGCCAUGGUAACCCACAGUGCCGGCUACAGUGGUUCACACGGCGUCUUCUGCAUGGCGGCGUGGUGCUUCUGCUUCGCCAUGUCGGUUCUGGUGUUCUUCCUGGACGCCACUCGUCUCCACGGCUACCUGCCCGUAUCCUGGGACAACCUCACGGUCACAUGUGCUGCGUUUGCGACGCUACUCUACGUGACGGCCUCUGUGGUUUACCCGCUGUUCUUUGUUAGAUCUGAGUGUCCCUACGCCGGCUGUGAUGUCCGAGAUUUCCGCAUCGCCGUCACCGUCUGCUCCAUCCUGGGGACUCUGGCCUACGGGGCUGAGGUGGUCUUGUGUCGAGCCAGGCCGGGCCAGAUCGUCGUAGGCUACAUGGCCACCGUGUCUGGUCUCCUCAAAGUGGUUCAAGGCUUCGUAGCCUGCAUCAUCUUUGGAGCUCUGGCCAAUGGGAGUCAGUACUACCAAUAUGCCGCCACUAUCUACUGCGUUGUUGUCUACGCUUUCUGUUUCGCUCUGACUACGGUGGUGGUCAUAAUGACUGUCUGCAGGCGGACCAAGGCGGUGCGCUGCAUGCCCUUUGACCGCUUCGUGGUGGUGUGCACGCUCCUGGAAGUGCUGCUUUACCUGAGUGCAUCAGUGGUGUGGCCGGUGUUCUGCUUUGACACUAAAUAUGGCUCCCCGUUUAGACCUUCGUCAUGUCCAUGGGGAAAAUGUCCGUGGGACAGCAAAGUUGUGGUGGCCGUGUUCUCCUUUGUCAACUUUGGACUUUACUUAGUCGACCUGAUCUACUCUCAGAGGUUACGAUUUGUCUCCUCACAGGUGUCCACUAACUCACGAAUUUAGCACCGUUUGAAAACUUGAUGUCAUAUCACUGGCUUUAAAGGUUUAACCCUCUGAACCCCAAGCAGUUUCUGGGCGUUUCUAGCUUCUGUCAUACAGUGCCUUGUGAAAGUA
Molecule: messenger RNA, 2000 nt
Organism: Acanthochromis polyacanthus (spiny chromis)
Lineage: Eukaryota; Metazoa; Chordata; Actinopteri; Pomacentridae
Product: myeloid-associated differentiation marker-like protein 2
Exons: 2
Coding region: 957-1889 (310 amino acids)
Cellular component (GO): membrane
Source: RefSeq, a predicted model, not a curated record